AUGGUUUGUGAUGAGUGCCUGGCCUAUCCGAAAUCGCCGAAACGUAAACAACCGAAUGGAUCAGGAAAUAUGGUUCAGCGUACGAUUGAUAUUCAAAAUUCAACGUUGGCAUUGUCGAAGUCACCGGCUUUUGUUGUUACAUCGCCAAAAGUUACGUCUGUUAAGCAGAAUCAACAACUUCAAACUGCAAUCGACGCUUUGGUUCAGAAAAUCGAUUCUCAAACGAACACGAUCGCUGGUCUGCAGAUAUCGGUGGAGAAAAUGAAUGGAACGGUUCGAGAAAAUACAGCCGCAGUUGUUGAAUCUACCAAUGAGUCCAAAGCCACAUAUGCCAGCAUAGAACGGAAAGGAAUCGAUUCGAUUGGAACGCCAAGGUCUACUAAGCGUAUGGAAAUACCGAAAUCAUUGAAGCCAAUGAAAACGCCGAAAAUGUCGAAGCCUGUGACUGCCGGUACUUCUAAUAUCUUGAUUGGAAAACCUCUUUCACCGCCCAAACAAAAGCGAGCUGGUCGACUGGAACACGAGAAGGGUGUCUGGAUUUCUGGUAUUCAUCGAGAUACGACGGAAGCAGAAAUAACGGAGCACAUCAAGGGGUCGACUGGAAUCGCUUCAACUGAAUUUGAAGUUCGUAAACUGGUCAAGAAGAAUCGCGACAUCACAACGUAUUCGUUCGUAUCCUUCUUCAUUGGAUGCAAACAAGCGAAUUUCAGUACUCUGAUGCAACCGAUGUAUUGGCCGUCAAACAGUCAGAUCCGUGAAUUCGAAAUUGAACAUAAACCGUCAACUGGAGCACGUGUGGGACAAACUUCGCAACAAGUGGAAGCAUCAAAAAACUCGGAACGCCUACCGAAGGAUCCAGAUCAAACAGCGAUGGAUACCGCUCAGUUACAAUCGCUCAUCACGUCAUUUUUCCAAAACGCAAGUGGUAAUUCAGCAACCCGUCAAACCUUGCCAUUGGAACUAUCACAAUCAGUUGAAGAUACCGAACGUUUGCAUACAUUACCGAUCUACUUUAACAACGUCCGCAGCAUCAUGAACAAACGAAAUAUCAACAUGAAAAUCGAAUUAUCCAUUUACAAGGCGCUCUGUUUCACCGAAACCAUGUUUGGCAAUGGACAAUCCAGCAGUGUAUAUUUUCCAGACAAAUUCAAUGUUUACCGGUGUGACAGAAUUGUACAAAUGUUGAGACGAUCGGGUGGAGUUGCAGUAUUGGUGCAUUAUACAUUGAGAAGUAAUUCAGUUCCGAUCAAUUCUGAAAUUGGACCGGAGGAGGCGAGCGAAUUCGUGGUGGUCGAGAUACACAUCAAACCUCGGUCAUUAAUCCUAUACGUCUGCUACAUGAGUGUAUUUGACCUGAGCAUUGCUCUGAAACAUUAUCAUCAUGUGAAACUCAUCGUAGAGAAGUAUCGUAAUCACCGAAUAAUUGUCCUGGGCGACUUCAAUCUACAUGACAUAAACUGGUCUCUCGAUGAUGACGAUGAAAACGCCUAUCUACCGUAUGCUUCGACCGAUCACAAUGCUAAUGGAAAUCGUUCGUGCUUCCAAACUGAUGCGCUCGACUUUUUGGACAAAAUGCUUAGCCUGCCACUAUCACAACUCUCGAAUUUCCGCAAUAAUGCUUCAAACGUUUUGGACUUGGUAUUCGUGAAUGAGUCUGAUGCAGUAAACGUAACAAGUGACCGACAUACUAUCAUCGAGCAGUCACAGCAAGACGCCAGACACAUUCCGUAUGAAAUCAAAUUGGAUUAUUCGAAAUCAUCGUCGUAUACGGAAACCGUCACUGUUCGUCAAUACAAACGUGGAAAUUAUGUAAGGAUGGCACAACAAUUGGAAGCAAUAAAUUUCCAGCACGAAUUCAACAUGAGAAAUGACGAAUCAGCGUACGAAUUUUUCACUCAAACGAUGCAGUCUCUCAUUGAGCAAAACAUACCAACGAGAACGAUUAAAAAGUAUUCGAACAAACCGAAAUGGUGGAAUCAGGACAUUCAGCAUCUAAAGAAUCGUCGGAACAAACUGCACAAGCGCAAGGGUGAUGGGCAGGCAUCAAUGACCGAAUAUGAGGCAGCAGAAAAGGUAUUUAGUGAAGAAUGUGACCGUCAAUUCGAUGAAUUCAAUCUACGCACACAAGAGAACAUCAAGUCAAAUCCGUCGGAAUUUUGGAAAUUUGUCAAAAUGAACGGUCGUAACGAGAGGUAUCCUGACGUAAUGAAAUAUGGCGAUAAAAUUGGCACAUCAACGGAAGAAACUGUCAACUUAUUCGCUGAUUACUUCGAAUCGAUUUAUGUAAAGGACGAAGGAAACUGGAACUUCGACGAUGUUUAUGUUCCUAUAAGUGGCGCUGAGGAAAUAAAUUUAUCGUUGUUCGACAUUGAGGCAGCAAUUCAUUCGCUUGAUUGGAAAAGUGGUGCUGGUCCGGAUGACAUUAAGCCAUUGGUUAUCAAAAUGUGUGCACCAACGAUCGUAUGGCCUAUUUGGCUGCUGCAUCAAAAAUCAUUUGAUUCUGGAAAGAUUGCGGCCGCAGCAAAAAUGUCGCGGGUUGUUCCUGUCCAUAAGAAAGGUGACAAAGCUAACGUUACGAACUACAGAGUCGUUGCCAUUCAAACGCUGCUUCUUAAAAUCCACGAAAUUGCCAUGAAACGUAAAGUCAGUGAAAAGAUCCAGCCUCAAUUGAAAAGUGCACAACAUGGUUUCAGAGACAAAAGAUCAGUUGUCACGAAUCUGCUAGGGUUGUCUAUACUGGCACAUGCCGCUUUUGAACGUUUAGCACAGCUUGACAUAUUCUACGGCGACUACAAGACGGCAUUCGAUAAGUUAGUAAUUUUGUUGUUAAUUAUCAAGUUAGCUAGAUUUGGAAUCGGUAAGAAAACUGCACGAUGGAUUUGUCAAUAUUUGGUUGGUAGGACCAAUUACGUUCAAAUUGGCAAUUCCAAAUCAAGAUGCUAUGAGUCACCAUCAGGAGUACCGCCUGGGAGUUCACUCGGACCGCUUAUGUUUAUUGUGUUCAUAAAUGACAUUGUUGACUCAGUGGAAUUCGCGAAUACUCUACUGUUUGCGGAUGAUAUUAAAUUGGCGUCCAUAAUUUCUGACCACUACGACACACGUAAAAUGCAGCGCGACAUCGACAAUGUAGUAAACUGGAAUACAGCGAACCGUCUAUUCUUCAACGAGGAAAAAUGCUACAUAUUCAGUUUAUAUCGACACGAACCAUCGUUCAUCCGUGCCGAUUAUACAAUGGGCGAUAAGAUCAUCAGCAGAGUCGAGGAAACGAGCGAUUUGGGCGUAUUGGUUAAUAGAUGGUUUCAUCCGGGUAGUCACAUCGAACAGAUGACAAUGAAGUGUCGCCAGACAAUUGGCUGCAUAAAACACUUUUCAAAUGGCAAUUUUACGAAAGAAACGCAGCGAAUACUCUAUGUGGCAUACGUUCGGUCGAGGCUUGAGUUCGCAUCGCCCAUUUGGAACCCAGCAGCACAAGUAUACAAAGACGAUAUCGAAUCCGUACAGAAGCAGUUCCACAAAUAUUUGAUCAUCGCACGAUCUGUUCCGCUGAAAUCCAGCUUGGUAUAA
Molecule: messenger RNA, 3564 nt
Organism: Bradysia coprophila
Lineage: Eukaryota; Metazoa; Arthropoda; Insecta; Diptera; Sciaridae
Molecular function (GO): catalytic activity
Source: RefSeq, a predicted model, not a curated record